AUGUCACACUUCAAUAACUACACUGGCUGGGCCAACCCACCCAACUACGGCGCACAAGAGACAGACGAGGCAGCACUGCUUCUCGCAGCUGAUCUUGACGAUAAAGAUACUGUUCAAUUUUUGUUGGAGAGUGGGGUCUCUGUCGAGGCCGAAAACGAAUCAGGCGAGACAGCAAUCUUUGUCGCAAGUCGAAAAGAUAUUAUUCAACUACUGCUGAACUACGGGGCUGAUAUCAAUGCUGUUAAUAAUGAUGGCAAUACACCGCUGCACGAGGCUGUUGUUGGUUGCGAUUCAGCUAGGGUUCGACUAUUGCUAAAGAGCGGCGCAAAUGUCGAAGCUUUAGACCGAAAUCUUGAUACAGCGCUGCAGGUUGCAGCUAUGCAGGGCCAGCCAGAGACUGUUAAAGUACUGCUGAAACAUAACGCCAGCGUCGAAGCUGCUGUCCGAGAAGGUGAAACACCGUUGCACCUUGCAGCAAUGUACAACACCACAGAUUGUACCAAACUUCUGUUGAAACAUAAAGCAGAUCUUAAGAAUACUGAUCACCGUGGCAAUACACCUCUACAUUGCGCAGCUUAUUAUGGCGCGUGGGGGGAUGUCGAACUGCUGCUCAAAUGGCACGCAAGGAUCAACGCCACCAAUACUAAUGGCCGGACAGCACUGCAUCAGGCUGUUUCCUCGGAUUCUUGUGCCUACCACAACGAUCGGUCUGAAAAACACGAAAUGACCGUCAAGGUAUUGGUGAAAAAUGGCGCAAACAUCGAGGCUGCUGAUAAAGACGGUAAAACACCGCUCCAUCUAGCUAUUGAGUCUCGUCACAGAGAUGCAGCCAGGUUUUUACUAAAAAGGAAGGCUAAUGUUAAUGCCACUGAUCUCAGUGGUAGAACACCUCUGUUUUAUGCCAUUGAGUGCCUUCGGCUCGGGGAAACCCCUGAACUCAUAGAGCAGCUUGUUCAGCUACUGUUGGAUUAUGGAGCCAAUGCUCAGGUUACCGAUAAUUUGGGCCGUACAGUAAAAGACGUGGCUAUUGAGAAGAAGUGUUUUUCUGUCGUCGCGUUGUUGAUCAGAGCACGAGACUCGAAUAUUGUGGGUUCGGGAAGCCCGUCGUCACUAGGAGGGGACGAAGAAAUGGACGAUGAAGAAGAUGACGAAGAAGAUGGUGAAGAGGAGGACGAAGAGGAUGAUGAAGAUGAUGAAGAUGGCGAAGAUGGCGAAACAAGUGGAUAG
Messenger RNA from Trichoderma breve, 1227 nucleotides. Its product is annotated as ankyrin repeats (3 copies) domain-containing protein. Gene Ontology annotation, molecular function: protein binding. The transcript has a single exon. The record is from RefSeq and is a predicted model, not a curated record. NCBI's taxonomy places the organism in Eukaryota, Fungi, Ascomycota, Sordariomycetes, Hypocreales, Hypocreaceae. Bases 1 to 1227 code for a protein of 408 amino acids.